Saprolegnia diclina VS20 is the source of this 1227-nucleotide messenger RNA. RefSeq lists its product as hypothetical. The record is from RefSeq and is a predicted model, not a curated record. NCBI's taxonomy places the organism in Eukaryota, Oomycota, Saprolegniomycetes, Saprolegniales, Saprolegniaceae. The transcript has 7 exons. The coding region runs from base 1 to 1227 and encodes 408 amino acids.
AUGUCCUUGCCGCUGCCGCCCGACUUCUUUCGCUGCCCGCCGCUCUCAGCGUCCGAGCGCCAAGCGUUUGUGCACCAAGCGCACCACAUUUGCUUCCUCACCGCGCGCAAUGCAGUCUCGAUGGCAGCCAAGGGCCCACCGACCAAGGUGCUCGUCCAUGCCCAGACCAAGCGCCGUCUCCAGAUCUACCACGGCAGUGACGUGCUCGACGCGACGCUCGACGGCGUCGUUGGCGUCACGCAGGUCCACGCGUCCUGGGACGAAGUCGCCGACUUUUAUAACCUCAGCAGCACCGAGAGCGUUGCGACCUUUGGCAAGGUGUUUGCGCACUCGACCGCCGACCGGUGCUCGCUCUACACGCUGCGCCGGUCGACCAAGCGGCCGCUCAAGUACGCCGGCAUUUCGUGGAUCGCCAUGGACUGCCCGUCGCCUUUUCUCAAGCGCCGCGACUCGUGUGUCCUCGAGGCCAUUCGUGAGUAUGAGAUGCAGUGCCCGGACACCAAGGCCGUGCGCCGGUGCUGGGUGCGCGCGCUGCACUCGCUCGAGCUCGACUGCUGCCCGUCGCUCGAGCAGAGCCACAAGAUGGUCCGUGGCCGGCUCGUUCGGUCGGGACAUGUCUUUAUGGAGACGGACCGCCCCGGGGUACUCAACUACUUUGUCGUGUACAUUGGGGAAGCCUACGGCACCGUGCCCCGGUUCGUCCAGCAGUCGUGCCUCCAGCGAAUGCUGCCGCCGAUGCUCCGCCUCGAGCCGCAUCUGCAGCGCCAGCGCCUCGCCUUCUACUUUCUCCAUCACCCGAUGCAUCCGAUUCGCAUUGCGCAGCGCAAAGCGGCCGAGUGCGGCAGCUGUCGGAGUGCGUUUGGCGUCUUUUCUGGUCCCAAGACCAUGUGCCAAGUGUGUGAAGAGACCAUUUGUAAGAGCUGCCACCUCGCCGUCCGCAUCGACUUGCACCAGUCGACCGUCACGGCCAUGGUUUGCACGGCGUGCUACACUGGCAUGCUGCCACGAACCGAGUUUAUGCGCCGUCAGCACGCGGCAUCGACGAUGGUGACCAUGUCGUUGGUGGACGGCGAAGCCAGUCGGCUUGGCCUUGACGCGUCGUUCGUCGCCCACGCCGAGACCGUCGAACAGACGUUUGGGCUGCCGUGUGUCCAAGUCGGCCUCGAUGGCGCGAUUGAAGUCUACGAUGAAACGUCGCCGUCGGGCAGCAACCACACGUCGUUGUAG